This is a messenger RNA of Culicoides brevitarsis, 1234 nucleotides long. Its product is annotated as pyridoxal phosphate homeostasis protein. The coding region runs from base 185 to 961 and encodes 258 amino acids. Gene Ontology annotation, molecular function: pyridoxal phosphate binding. The transcript is spliced from 6 exons. Lineage: Eukaryota; Metazoa; Arthropoda; Insecta; Diptera; Ceratopogonidae. The record is from RefSeq and is a predicted model, not a curated record. Gene Ontology annotation, cellular component: intracellular anatomical structure.
AUAAUAUUUAAUAUAAAGUUGCAAUAUAGGAGCUUUUAACGCCAUAGUACGCCUAUAAACACACAUGUGAAAGGAGAAACAUUUUAUUUGAUUACUAAAUUAAAUACUAACGUAUUUCUUUUUAAAUAAAAAAAUGUUCAAAUGACAUAAGUAUUCAUGAGGUGUACAUUUAUGAUUCUUCAAAAUGAAAAUAUUUAAUAUUUACAUUCGUCAAUUAAAAACAAUGUCGCAAUCUGACAUAGCAAAAAAUAUAAAAGAUAUUAAUGAACGAAUUAAACAAGCAUAUUUGAGGAGACCAAAGACAAUCAAUACAGCUUAUCCGUGCCUAGUAGCUGUGAGUAAAACUAAACCUGUCGAAUUGAUAUUGGAAGCUUACAAAGGAGGACAACGUCAUUUCGGAGAAAACUAUGUCCAAGAAUUAGUAGAAAAGGCAGCAGAUAAGAGAAUCAGAGAAACAUGUCCCGACAUCAACUGGCAUUACAUUGGUCAUUUGCAAAGUAAUAAAAUAAACAAAUUGCUUUCGGUGCAAAACUUAUACAUGAUCCAAACAAUUGACAGCAUAAAGCUUGCAGAUAAUUUAAACAACGCGGUUUCAAAGAAAGAAACCAACUAUCAGCUAAAAGUAUUGAUACAAGUAAAUACAAGUGCUGAGUCAGAAAAGCAUGGAGUGUCUCCCGAAGAUGCCUGCAAUAUGUUUAAAUAUGUGAAAGAAAAGUGUACUAAUUUGGUUGUAAAAGGUAUUAUGACUAUCGGAUCUUAUGGUCAUAGUUUGGAAGAGGGACCAAACCCUGAUUUUCAAGUUUUGAUGAAUGUUUACAACCAUAUUUAUAGUUUGACAGCCGAUGAAAUUAUUGUAUCUAUGGGGAUGUCUAAUGAUUAUGAACAUGCUGUUGAAGUAGGAAGCUCUAUGGUGCGAAUUGGAAGCUCUGUUUUUGGAGAACGAGUUUAUCAAAAAAGUUAAUUUGUUACCUAAUGUUUUGACUAUAUUUGAAAAUUGAUUAAAAGAAAACAAAUUAAAUAUAAUAAAAAUCAACAAAAGCUUAAAAACAAUUAGGCUGAGACUUGGAACCAUCGUCGUUAGUUGAGAAUCAUUUUUCCUAAAAAAUAUAAAAACUGCACCAAAGUCUACACUAAACAUCCUUUAAUAGUGAAUGUUGAAUCCAUAUACUUUAAGUGUAAACAUAUCUAUGUAGUAUAAUUAUAAUAUUAUGUGGAUGUAAAUAAAUACUAUAGU